AAUUGAUAGUGUAAGACAAAAUUGUGUUUUGCCGAAAUUUGUAGGUCCUACAAUUUCUGUUAAGGACGAGCAUGGUAUACCUCCGCCUAAUGCUAUAUCUAGUUCAGGCAAGGACGUUGACAUGAAAGGUUCUUUGGUUUCCUUAUCAGACUUGUUUAAUAAAUCUAGUGCCUAG
Messenger RNA from Racocetra fulgida, 175 nucleotides. The record is from the annotation of a GenBank genome assembly. NCBI's taxonomy places the organism in Eukaryota, Fungi, Glomeromycota, Glomeromycetes, Diversisporales, Gigasporaceae.